This is a messenger RNA of Meloidogyne enterolobii, 312 nucleotides long. The record is from the annotation of a GenBank genome assembly. NCBI's taxonomy places the organism in Eukaryota, Metazoa, Nematoda, Chromadorea, Rhabditida, Meloidogynidae.
GGUGAAUGUAUUGAAAAUAAUUUAUGUAAAUGUUUAAUUGGAUUUUAUGGAAAUAAAUGUCAAUUUAAAUCAAAUCCUUGUAAUUUAUUUAAUGGUUUAUGUUUAAAAGAAGAAAAUUAUGAAUGUAAUGCUUAUUUUAAUAUGAGUACGGGGGCAAUAGAAUUAUUGUGUAAAUGUGGAGAGAAUGAUAAUAAUGAAGGUUGGAAAAAUUUGGAAGCUUUUUUCGAUUUUAAUUAUACGGACGAACCUCACUAUAAGCUAUUCUAUAGCUUAGAUAAGCUUCAAUUUAAAGGAAUAAUUUCGGAAUACUAA